Molecule: messenger RNA, 273 nt
Organism: Adineta ricciae
Lineage: Eukaryota; Metazoa; Rotifera; Eurotatoria; Adinetida; Adinetidae
Source: the annotation of a GenBank genome assembly
AUGUCUUCAACUCUGACACACGCUCUUAUUCUUUUGGUUGUGUUUGUUAGUCUGAUCUACGCUGGAUCCAAACAAAGUCAGGAUGUAAUCGCACAUGAAGGUAAAUGUCCGACAAGAAAUCCACUCAUCCACAUCCAUUGUCGUCGACGUGUGUGUCGACCAGAAGAUAUGAUUCCCCUCUGCAAAUCGGAUGGUGAUUGUUCGAGCGUACAAAAAUGUUGUCGACCAAUGUGUUCGUGCCGAACACGAUGUGUCGAUGCUGUUAAGGACUAA